AUGUUGUUCAUUCUACUCCUACUACGUUUCACACUUGCCUCAAAUAUCGCUGCUUAUUGGGGUCAAAAUGCUGGUGGUAGCCAACAAAGUUUAGGAGACUAUUGCUCUCUGUCAAAGGCGGAAAUCAUCAUCUUAUCGUUUUUGAACAACUUCCCGACCCUUGGCUUGAAUUUUGCAAACCAAUGUUCUCAAACAUACAGCGAUGGUCUUUUGCAUUGUUCCCAAAUUGGCCAAGAUAUCAAAUCAUGUCAGAACCAAGGGAAAAUCAUUCUUCUUUCAUUGGGUGGUGCUACCGGUAAUUAUGGUUUUUCAAGUGACUCGGAAGCGCAACAGUUUGCUGGCACAUUGUGGAAUAAGUUUGGAGGUGGUCAAGAUAACGAGCGUCCGUUUGAUGAUGCUGUAGUUGAUGGGUUCGACUUUGAUAUUGAAAACAAAGAUCAGACUGGAUACCCUGCCUUGGCAAAACAAUUGCGGUCAUAUUUUUCAUCUGCAUCAAAAAAAUAUUACCUUUCAGCUGCUCCGCAAUGUCCUUACCCUGAUCAGUCUGUGGGAGACUUGAUGUCUCAAGUUGAUUUGGAUUUUGCAUUUAUUCAAUUCUACAACAACUAUUGCUCCAUUGAUAAGCAGUUUAAUUGGGAUACUUGGAGUCAGUAUGCAAGCGGGAAGAAUAUCAAAUUGUACUUGGGUAUUGCUGGAUCCCCUUCGUCGGCGGGGUCCGGCUAUGUGGAUUUAUCAUCAGUGCAAAAUACAAUCGCAAGUAUCAAGAGUGAUGCCUCGUUUGGAGGUGUAUCAGUUUGGGACAUUUCUUCAGCACCAGAGCAAUAUAUCGAUGGUAUUAGUGAAGCCUUGCAAGGAUCAUCCUCCGCCUCAGUUGCCAACAGCAAUACACAUUAUGCGCAAUCAACUAGUGCGUACUGGAGUGGAUCCACUACCAGCGCCGCUGCUGUUGCCACUGCAUAUACGCUGAUUGCCAAUUCAUAUACUACCAUCCAGCCAUCUCCGGCUACAUAUACCCCUGCUGCCACUUCAUCAUCAACUAAUGCAUUCUUGAAUUGGAUCAAUGGAUUCUUUUCAUCAACCAAAACGGCCUCCUCACAAGCCACUGCGGCAACGAUUACUCCCUCUGCCCCAGCUCCUACCACCACCAGCAACUGGUUCGAUGGACUAUUUACUCAGGAAGUCACCACGUAUGUCACGAUAACAACCACUGUUGCCCCCUCCAUAUUCAAAAGAGAUAUUAUUGUGGACUCAGAAGCCACCAACUUUCAACCGGGAUACCUCAUUGUUGUCACAUUUAUUUCUAUACUCUUUAUUAUCUAA
Messenger RNA from Lodderomyces theae, 1320 nucleotides. RefSeq names its product Cht1p (gene CHT1). The record is from RefSeq and is a predicted model, not a curated record. Gene Ontology annotation, molecular function: chitinase activity. The coding region runs from base 1 to 1320 and encodes 439 amino acids. Gene Ontology annotation, biological process: carbohydrate metabolic process. Gene Ontology annotation, cellular component: extracellular region. Lineage: Eukaryota; Fungi; Ascomycota; Pichiomycetes; Serinales; Debaryomycetaceae. The transcript has a single exon.